AACAUUUUUCAAUUUGGUCGGAUUAACUCCCCCAUCCCUCAAUUCCCCACCCAAACCCUCGCGCCAUGGCGUCGCCGCGCUCGCCGCCGCAGCUGAUGGCCGACCUCGUCAGCGAGAUCCUCCUCCGCCUCCCGCCGGAAGAUCCCGCGUGCCUCAUCCGCGCCUCCCUCGUCUGCAAGACCUGGCUCCGCCUCAUCUACGACGGGGCCUUCCUCCGCCGUUACCGCGCCUUCCACCGAGCGCCUCCGCUGCUCGCCUUCCUCGCCUGCAGCUACGGCAACAGCGAACCCCGUUUCAUCCCCUUCACUUCACCCACCCCGUUCAAGCCGCCGGCGUUCGUCUGCUCCAGCCGCUCGCGGGUCAUGGACUGCCGCCGCGGCCGCGCCCUUCUCUUCGACAUGUGGGCCGACAGCGAGGGUGCCCUCUCCGUCUGGGACCCCAUCACGGGCGACCGGCAGGUCCUGCCCAAGCCCGACUGCUUCUACAUCUCCGGUGCCGCGCUGCUCUGCGCCAGUGCCGCGGCCGGAUGCGACCACCUCGACUGCCGCGGGGGUCCCUUCCUGGUGGUGUGUUUGGGCCUCAGCCGCGGCGCGACGGACGCGCAUGUCUACUCAUCGGACACCCGCUCGUGGUCGUGGGGCGCACAGGCCUCCGUUCAGUUAGGCGCUGAUUCCUUCGGCGAGAUGAACUCUCCAGUCGUCAUUGGGGAUGAAGUCUAUUUCGCGCUGGACCUCACUCCCCGAAUUCUCAAGUACAGCUUGGGUAAGGAUGACUUAUCUCUGAUUGGCCCUCCGGACCAGGAUGGUGGUAGCGAAUUUGUUCUCAUGCGGACGGAGGACGGUUCGUUGGGGUUGGCUGCUGUUAGAGAUUCAAACCUUUACCUCUGGUCGAGGAAGGUGAAUCCAGAGGGCGUUGCAGGAUGGGUAAUUUGUAGGGUUAUCAAUCUUCAGACACUGUUUUCCAUCCACAACAGUAAGACAACUAGCGUUAUUGGUUUCACUGAGGGUGUUGAAGUCAUCUUCGUGAGGACAUAUGUAGGCAUGUUCGCGGUUGAGCUCAAGUCAGGGAAAGUGAAAAAGGUAGCCGAGCUUGAUUACUAUUUUUCUGUCUUGCCAAUCAUGAGCUUCUACACUCCAGAUUGUGGUAGAUGCAAUCACCGGCAUCGACUUGCUGAUUUAUGAUAUGUCACUCCAUAAUAAGACCAAUGAAAUGGACAAACCAUCAUCUUAGUCUGCUGCCGUUGGCUUCUUGCAAGCCAUUACCUUCAAGUGGUUUCUGUUCUGCUGAGUCUGGUUGUAAUAUGAAUGGUACAAGUUCAUUAGCAUCAUUUCAACAAAUUCGUCCAGGACUUUUUAGUAGCAAACUGUAUGUGGGCAAUUAAAUGCUGUUGUUGUACCAGAAAAUCGCUCAUCCAAACUGAUUCUGGCAUGCUAGUCAUACUGUGUAUUUUGGUAAAUUUAGUUUGGCUGUUUCCUUGUGCCAUCUGUUUGCUACCUCUACCCUCAUAAAUCAUAAUGCUACUACUAUCAUUCACCAUACAUGAACAUGAAGAUCCAGUGGUUUCUUCUUCCA
Panicum virgatum (switchgrass) is the source of this 1572-nucleotide messenger RNA. RefSeq lists its product as uncharacterized. The record is from RefSeq and is a predicted model, not a curated record. Bases 66 to 1181 code for a protein of 371 amino acids. Gene Ontology annotation, molecular function: protein binding. The transcript has 2 exons. Lineage: Eukaryota; Viridiplantae; Streptophyta; Magnoliopsida; Poales; Poaceae.